AUGGCAGUGAAUAUGAUUCAACAGCACUACGCCAAGCUGGAUCUUUCUUCACCACAGUCUUCGAACCAAGAAGAUCCAAGCAAGGUUACCAGACUGGCAGAGGUGAAAAAAGGUGCAGACUAUACCAAAAUGGUAAACACUCUGGCAGAAGAACAAUGGAGAGGCACCAGCGUGAUUCCUAGAAUAGUUGAAACAGAAGAUGUCAGUCCAUCCAAGAAAGUUCCUUCCAGUUUUCGAUAUGAUGAACCUCAAUUGUUACAGACAUCCACGCCAAUCAAACCAAUAAUACCACCCACUCGAGCAACACCAUUGUUUUCACAAGACUUUUCCGAUAGAUCCACUAUUGGUACUAUUUCAAGAGAAAUCAGGAAUGUUACAUCCAGUAGGUCUUCACUGCGCUCCUAUUCUGAAUUGUUAAACGAGCAUACCGAGGUGAUGAACAAGAUCCAUAGACAGCGUGUCAAUGUUAACAAUAAUAACAAUCGAAAUAAGAACUAUAAUAGUAAUAAUGAUUUGAUCAUAAGGAGGCAACAUCUUCUUCCAGAUAUAGCAGAACGCGACCCGAAAACAUCAAUUGAUCUCGAGGAACUUUACUUUAAUCCUUGGGGAUCCAGAAAUCUUGGUAUGGAUUCUAAGCUCGCACCAGAUGAACCAAGAGCUAGGGCAUAUAACCAUCAUGUACCUUCCAGCAGGGUGGCAAUGAACAAGCACAAAAGAGAUCUACGAACUGAAACUGAUUUCAGAUCACGAAAUGGUUUGGUCAGAGUGGUGAAACCACCAAAACCUCUACCACCAAUAUCAUCCUUUCAAUAUCCGCAAACUGGUCUUUUGGACGACCCGGAAAAUAUUGGUAGGGAAAAAACUUAUGUGACUUUAAAACGGAUAGAUCGCAUCUUGAAUCCCCAACAAAUGUAUACUACGGGGGAACUAAAUUCUUCCGAGAUUGAAAUCCUCGGAUCUGGAUCAUCAUCCCCGGUUUCCAAUAUGGACAAGGCUAAAGAAGCACUACAACCGAAACACGCUACCUAUUUGAACCAUGCUGGAGGCGUGACUGUGGUACAUACUUAUCCCAUGACUACGAAGCGAAAUAAGAUGCGUCCCAUAAACACGGCGCCACAUCAAAAGAAGCAACCAUACCCAAAAACAAGAUCAAUGUCCCCGCUUUUAAAAACUUUAGAAAGUGAAAAAAUAACCUCAUAUGAAAAAUGCUCAAAAUGGGUGGAUAAAUGUAGUGAAUGGUAUUAG
Molecule: messenger RNA, 1245 nt
Organism: Lottia gigantea (owl limpet)
Lineage: Eukaryota; Metazoa; Mollusca; Gastropoda; Lottiidae
Exons: 1
Coding region: 1-1245 (414 amino acids)
Source: RefSeq, a predicted model, not a curated record